This is a messenger RNA of Triplophysa rosa, 3044 nucleotides long. RefSeq names its product growth hormone secretagogue receptor type 1-like. Gene Ontology annotation, cellular component: plasma membrane. The record is from RefSeq and is a predicted model, not a curated record. Bases 5 to 1042 code for a protein of 345 amino acids. Gene Ontology annotation, biological process: hormone-mediated signaling pathway; G protein-coupled receptor signaling pathway. The transcript has 3 exons. Gene Ontology annotation, molecular function: growth hormone secretagogue receptor activity. NCBI's taxonomy places the organism in Eukaryota, Metazoa, Chordata, Actinopteri, Cypriniformes, Nemacheilidae.
UGUCAUGGAUGUGUUAGAAGGUUCUGGAUCUGGUUGGUGUGUGAACUGUGGAAAUGGAUCCGAUUGGGAAGACUGGGGAGAUCAGUCGCUCUUCAGCGACACAGAGCUUGUGAUCGUGACGAUGCUGUGCGUUCCACUUCUGCUGCUCGGCCUGCUGGGAAACGCGCUGACCAUUCUGGUCGUCUGGCUCCGCCCACAAAUGAGAAGCACCACCUACCUGUACCUGAGCAGCAUGGCUGUCUCUGACGUGCUCAUUUUACUGUUGAUGCCUCUGGAUCUGUACAAGCUGUGGCGGUAUCGUCCGUGGUUGCUAGGAGACGCCGUGUGCAAACUGUCAGUGUUUGUCGGUGAAUGCUGCACCUUCUCAUCCAUCCUGCACAUGACGGCUCUGGGGGCGGAGCGAUACCUGGCCGUCUGCUUCCCUCUCCGCGCACGCCUGCUCGUCACCAGGGGGCGUGUCCGCGUGCUGAUCGCCGGCCUGUGGGGCGUGGCCAUGCUUAGCGCAGGACCUGUAUUGGCUUUGGUGGGGGUGGAGCGUUUCGAGGGCGGAGCCAGCGAAUGCCGCUGCACACAGUACGCCCAGACGUCCGGCCUUCUGAAAGCCAUGCUGUGGCUCUCCAACCUCUACUUCGUUUGUCCUCUCACGGUUCUGUCCCUCCUGUACGGCCUGAUCGCUCGCCGCCUGCAUCUGCGCGCUCACACGCACCGCGACAAAACGCACCGCCAGACUCUGCGCAUGAUGGUGGUAAUCGUGCUGGUGUUCGUCUUGUGUUGGCUGCCGUUUCACGUGAGUCGGACGUUGUUUUCGGUGUCAGACUCCAGUGAGGAGUUGUAUUACAUCAGUCAGUAUUUUAAUCUGGUGUCUUUGGUGUUGUUUUACGUGAGCGCCGCUGUCAAUCCGUUGCUGUAUAACAUCAUGUCUGCGCGUUACCGUGCCAGUGUCCUCGCCGUGCUGCGGUUGACGGUGGGCUCCACGGACGAGCUGCGCCACAGGGCCCGCACCUCCCCGCUCACGGCCUCUCACUCCAGCACACACUUCUGAGAACUGACACCCUGCUGAAACACAACUGAUGAUGAAACACAAGAGCAGCAUUGCCGACCAGGUCUCAGGUCAGCUGUACAGGCAGUGAGAGUUGUUUCUAACAGUGUAGAAAUGAAGUACACAGGCUGCUUGCAUACUUGUGUGGUGUGGAGUAUGCUUCUGUUCCUUAAAUCUGCUGAUGUUCCAUCUGUGUCCUGCAGACAAACACAUGCAGCGCUACAAAGCCCUUCACCAUCACUAUAUAUAUUUCUUUCUUUCAUGUUUCUAUGUGUGUGUGUUUAACUUGUACUUGUAUCGUAGUUUCAUGGAUGUUGAAUAAAAGCUCGUCUGUGUGAGGAUUCUGGUGUCUAGAGAUGAUCAGAGCCGUAGCGCUCGUGUGAAGUACAUCUGCAUCUACAUGUCUGUUCGUCUAUCAACAGAAUUGAUACUGCGUCCCUGAUUUGCCCACUUACACUCUACCCUUAAAGUAUGUACUGUUUUGUUAUGAGACGGAACAUAUAUCCGAGUAUGAGUAAGUACUGGAAAAUAUGAACAGAAAAUCUUAGACAGAUAGUAUGCAAACUGGGGCACAGUUUAGACUUCAUCACCUCUUGCUGCCAUAAAAAACAACCUGAACUGUGAUUGUAUUUAGCAAUCCACCUAACAGCAAAGCAAAAAUGGUUUUAAACCAAUCUGGAUGUUACAGUUAAAGCGGUACUUCAGGCUUGCAUCUAAAUGUCCUCAUGUUUUACUCCCCCUCAAGGCAUCCUAACUGAAUAUGGUUUUCUUCUUCUUGAAGAAUAAUGCAGUCGGAGUUAUAAUACCAUGGAUCAUUUUACUUCCAAGCGGUAGAAUGGAAGUGAACAUGUGUUGACUUUUUGACGCUCCAAAACGUGCAUCCAUUGAUCAAAGAACUGCUCGACACGGCUCUGUGGUCUUCGCAAAGGUCUUCUGAAGCUAAUCCAUGCAUUCUUUUAAAGAGAAAUAUCCACUAUUGACAGCGCUAUUAACAAUAAUGUCUAACAUCCGCUGCAGGCGAACGAGAGGCUUGUUUUUCCGCUAAAGGAUGGUGACGAAAGAGGUGUUUCUAUUGGCUGAAAACGAAAAAGGAUGUGUUCGUCACAUGAACUUAUGACACGCCGGAAAAACAAACAAUAUUCCAUGAAAAAUAGGAAUUGUUUUUAAUUUCACCAGGACUUUAAAUCCUUUAAGAUAAUGUUUCACAAAUGUAUAAACUGCAGUACUGUGAAAGAAGACAUCUUUACUGUUGAGCCUCUAUUACUAAAGGCACGAAAAUUAUUUAAUUCGGAAAAUGUUUCGCUUUUAUUUUAAAUGCAAUAUUCAAAUCUAAAAUGAUUUUUUCUUGGUAAUCCAUAGAUGGAAGGUCAUGCAAAUGAUUGUUUUUCUGCUGUGAUUAAAUGCUCUCUGUAAUGUUCAUGUAAGAUGUGCAGUACCUGAAGAGAAAAUAAAGAUGGUUUUAUAUUCAAAACCCUAUUUAUGUCGAUCAUUUGUCUCAGGUGGAAACUUUAACGUCACCGCGCAUGCGCACUGUGAGUCUCAUCAGUUUACCGCUUUUUAGUGCAUCAGUUACUCGACUUUUAGAAGACUUUGAAAACUGAAGUUACCUGACACACAGUAAUGAGGAAGUUCAUUUUAUUUAUGUGAAACAGUUAAACGCUUUUAUCUGUAAGGUCUCCAGACGAUCGUGUGGUGAGCGGAUCUGUCGGGUUUCGGUGUUCGGCUGCGCUUGUAGAUGCUCUGCGGUUUUUAAAAAUUGCGUGAUCUCACGUACACAGGUAAGGUAAGUGCAGUAUUAUUUUAUUUCAUAUACAGUAUAUAAAAAAUAUAAAUAAAUGAUAUACGUUUAUUUUCCUGUUUCACCAUGGUCUUUAAUCUACGGAGCCCGUCUGGUCACCCCUCGGAGAAAAAAAAGACCCGCAAAUCCGUGGCCACAGUUUUGUAAUUCGUUCCCACAGUUUACAAAACCGUGCUCUCGGGUUAAUAAACUGUACCCACGAGUUUA